Salarias fasciatus (jewelled blenny) is the source of this 5894-nucleotide messenger RNA. It is a transcript of the gene scaf4a, whose product is annotated as SR-related CTD-associated factor 4a. The record is from RefSeq and is a predicted model, not a curated record. Gene Ontology annotation, molecular function: RNA binding; RNA polymerase II C-terminal domain phosphoserine binding. NCBI's taxonomy places the organism in Eukaryota, Metazoa, Chordata, Actinopteri, Blenniiformes, Blenniidae. The transcript is spliced from 19 exons. Gene Ontology annotation, biological process: negative regulation of termination of RNA polymerase II transcription, poly(A)-coupled. Bases 129 to 3506 code for a protein of 1125 amino acids. Gene Ontology annotation, cellular component: nucleus.
CCACCAAUGCGAGGCUAACUGGCGUUAGCAACCGGGAGCGGACAUGUUGUGCCGACCCUUCCUUGAAUAAACAUCGCAGUGAACGGGGAAUCGGGAGUUGAGGGGGCGACUCGGAGCGCUCGGCAAUCAUGGAUGCCGUCAACGCCUUUAACCACGAGCUAUUCUCACUGAUGGACUCUAAGCCCCCAAUAUCUCGGGCUAAGAUGAUCUCCAUCACUAAAUCGGCCAUCAAAGCUAUGAAACUCUACAAACACGUGGUCCAGAUUGUGGAAAAAUUUAUCAAAAAGUGUAAGCCUGAGUAUAAGGUAGCAGGGCUCUACGUGGUGGACUCCAUCGUUAGGCAAUCCAGACACCAGUUUGGAGCGGACAAAGAUGUGUUUGGCCCAAGGUUCACCAAAAACAUUACCGUAACGUUUGAGAACCUCUGCCUUUGCCCUGUAGAGGACAAGAGUAAGAUUGUGCGAGUGCUAAACCUGUGGCAGAAGAAUGGAGUGUUUAAGAUCGAGGUCAUUCAGCCUCUUCUGGACAUGGCAGCUGGAUCCAGCAGUGGUGCCGCACCGUAUGCAGGCACAGAUGAGCCAGGUUCCUCUCCUCCUCCAGCCAAAGAACCAGUUACUGUAGUAACUGCAAACUCCACCAUGACAUCUGCUGCUCAGCUGCACAACUCUGAUGCCUUUGCUGCGGUGGCACAGCUCUUCCAGUCUUCACAGGGCCAGCAGCUUCAACAAAUGCUCCAAAACUUUCAGCAGCAGCCAUUGAAACACGAGACCAACGCUCAGCCUCCACUCCACACUGUUCAAACACAGCCCCAAAACAUAUCCGCCGGCUCAGGCAUGAUCGUCCCACAUCCUCCGCUGCCCUCACAGCCGACUCAGCCUACGCAGCAGAAAUCAGCUUUUGACAAGAAGCUGCUUGAUCGUUUCGACUAUGACGAUGAGCCUGAAGUGGGAGAAGAAGCAAAGAAGGAAGAAAUCACCUCUCAGCCCUCUUUCAUGCAGCAGCCUCCAGCCUUCCCACAGCACAUGGAGCACUUUAAACCACCGAUGGUGAACAUGUCACAAGACCACACACAACAGGUUCCUCUCCCUCCAAACGGCCAGCUUCAGGUCUGUGGGUUACCGCCAGGACAAGCCUUCCCAGUAACGAUGCCUCCCAUGGGGCACGUUCUGCCUGGACAGCCCCUCCCUGGUUCCACUGGGCUUCCAGGCUUCCCAGGGGCAUUUCCUUUACACGGUUCAGCCCAGCAACAACAGGAUCUGUCAGUGGAUAUGGACCAUUCAUCUAUGAUAUCAAGAGAUGGCAGACACAUUCAGCGGUCGCGCUCUGGCUCCAGAUCUCCUAAGCGAAGACGAUCACGGUCCAAUUCCCGCUCUCGUCGAUCCCGGCACAGACGAUCCCGCUCGCGCUCCAGAGACAGGCGCCACCACUCGCCACGCUCCCGUUCGCAGGAGCGCAGGGAGAGAGAGAAGGAGCGGGAGAGACGGCAGAAAGGCCUGCCGCCUCCCAAGAACGAGACACUAAGCAUUUGCAGUACGACUCUCUGGGUGGGCCAGUUGGACAAAAGGACUCAGCAGCAAGACGUGGCCUGUUUACUUGAAGAGUUUGGCCAGAUCGAGUCCAUCAAUAUGAUUCCUCCACGUGGCUGUGCUUACAUUGUUAUGAUACAUCGACAAGACGCCUUCAGGGCUCUGCAGAAGCUCAGCCGAGGGUCGUACAAGGUGAACCAGAAAUCCAUCAAGAUUGCUUGGGCUUUGAACAAAGGCAUAAAGGCUGAGUUCAAACAGUACUGGGAUGUGGAGCUUGGCGUCACAUACAUACCGUGGUCUAAAGUCAGGGAAGACCAGUUGGAGGAGCUGAAAGAAGGAGGAAUACUGGAUGUUGACACAUUAUCGCCAGAGUGGAGUAGCGUGAGGAAGGCACUGGACCUCCCAGAAGAGCUUACCCACAAUGGUCGUUCAGACCAGCAGCAGCACGAAGAGCCACAAGUGAUACCUGUGGCUGCGCCAGCUCCUCUGCCUGCACAGGUUCCACCAAUGCAGCAACCGAUGGUCGGCGUCGGUUCCCUCCAGCCUCCUGUCUUCCCGGGUCCCAUAGGCAUGCCUCCGCCUUCUUUCCCGCCAGGUGUCCCCCCUCCUCCUUUCCUGAGACCUGGCUUUAACCCUCUGCAGAUGCCGCCAGGUUUUCCUCCACCAGGUGCCAUGCCUUUAGGCCCUCCACCACCGUCCAAAGUUGGUGUUGAAGAUCCACCUCUGGACCCAGCAGGUCUGGGCAGCAGGAAGACCGACGAAGUCCUCGAGGGUCCAAACAUUUUCAACAACCAGAUGGGACAUUUGGGUAACCAGGUAGUCCUACCUCCAGGUGGACCACCACCAGGCGCCCUUCCUGGUGGGCACCCUGCAAACAUCCCGCCCCCUGCUGGUGGUCUUCUGGGUGCACGCCCCGGUAUUAUUCCACUCCAGCGCCCUCCCGGCCCCCCACCACCACACAUGCAGCGUUUCCCUCCACCUCAUGCGCCGAGACCACCUCACCCCAGCAUGCCCCCGUUGCCUCCUCAGAUUUUGGCUCGAGGGCCACAUCCACAAAUCAUCCACCAUGAACCCCCCAAAGGAGGGUUCGGGAUGCCGCCUCCACCCAAUAUAAGGGCUCCUUUUCCUCAUGGGCACGGCCCUCUACCUCCUCCUCAAGGACCUCCUCCUCCCUUUAUUAGACCGGGAGUCCCUCGUGGCCUUGAAGGGCCAGAGGAAAUGGAAGGCAGACCGUUCAGGGGGGACCGGCCAGGGUUCAGGGAGCGUGAGCUGGAGAGAGACAGAGACUGGGAUCGAGACAGGGAUAGAGACAGGGACAGGGACAGAGAGCGGGACAGGGGUUUUGGAGGUGGAAGACGUUCAUUUGGCGAUGGCGGGAGAGGAGGGGGCGGCGAUAAAAUGGAUGGCAGGGAAAGGCUGGGAGGCUGGCAGGAAGACGGAGGGGACCACCGUGGAGGAGGAUGGGAAAGAGACCGGGAUCGGGACAGAGAUCGAGAUCGGGACAGAGACAGAGAUAGACGGGACUGGAGGGAGAGGCGAAGCAGCCUGGACACCGACAGGGAACGAGGGAGGGGCGACGACGGCGAGAGGGAACGGGGGAGGGGCGAGGGCGGAGAAAGAGGGCGAGGGGAAGGAGCAACUCGUGACAGGAGCAGAGGAGCCGACGGGAAAGGAGAGAGGCCACGGAGGCCGGAGCGUCGGGAGAGGGCCUCGCGGUGGGAUAAGGAUGACCGACUGGCUGAAAUCGAGAGCAUGGAAAAAUUUCGGACCUCUAACAGCACAGAGCAACCUCGUGUGAUUCCCGUGGCGUCCGCAGACAGUAAAGUAGCAGACGUGCAGGCUCCUGAAAAGAAGCCCGAAUCAGAACUGCCAGCUGCGCCUCCACAGGAAACUCCGGCUACAGGAGAUCCGGCGCCCCCCGGGCCCUCGCCGGCACCUCAGAGUGAGCCCACAGAAGAAAAGCAAGAAGCAGCAUCUUAGACGACCGUGGAUCACUGAACGACGAGGAGAGAAAAAAAAGCCGCUGCAGAGAUGGACUCUGACUCAUCAGUUUCUCGACCGGUAAUUGACAGUUUUUGGGCAGUAAUGCAAUUUGUUCAAAACAAACAAACAAACCUCCCACUUCUAAAACACAUGAAAAAAUAAUCUGGCUCCACAUAAUCAGCCAUUCCUUUUGGUCUGAAAAAAACCAAAAAAAACCAAAUUGGCUCUUAACUGUAGUUCCCCUCCUUGCUGCACGUUAUAACAACGAACAGUGCGUGCAUGUUAACUCGGCUCUGUUCAUGUUUGGGUUUUUGUUUUAAUUGGUUUAUUUUUAAUGUGCGUCCUCAUUUAUGUGUCAACAGAAAAUUUUCGAUGUAAAUUCUUUUAGAAUAAGUUUUAUUAAUGCACCACAAUGCCAUGUCAAACACUGAAUAUCAUCUCAGCAAACUUUGAAGCGCCUUUUGAAAAGAAAAACAAAAGACUUAGUGUUGUUUGAAAAGUCUGUGGUGGCCUUAAAGUCAGACGUGUCUCUCAGUGAGAGCGUUGUCGUGGAUGUUGGUUUAAAUUCAGUACCAGAUUAAGCCAGUUACGCUCAAUGUGUUCACACUUGUCCGGUUUUCUGGUCCAUACUUUUUCUUUUCUUCUGUGGCGAUGUGUCAUCUGCAAGUACCUCCCAAAACACUGCGGUGUGCUGAUUUUUAUUUUUUUAAUCCAACUAAGAACUAAAAGACUAUAAAUUGUAUGGAGUCAUAACAGCAGCAGAAAUUCCUCUGGUGCACCAGUGAUUAACAGUUUCUACAGUCCACAGUGUUCUAUGUUAAAUCAGUUGAUUGUUCUUUGAUCCCUACUACGAUCAGAUUCCCAUUAGAAUUUAUUCACAUCACAGCCGAGAGCCAUUUCUGUCCACCAGGGUACAGAUGGAAGCGUUGACAUGCCCUCAAAUGGGAAACAUUAACUCAGUAACUGUUCAAGGGUUUUGCUUUAACUGGAUCAAACCUGACAAGUGUGAACACACUCAUGAAUUUCAUCUUCUUUCACCUUUUGAACCACGUCAGGCAGAAUAAAGACGAGUGUUUUUGUCAUUCUGCCAGACGGUCGGAUCCUGUGACUGUUAUAUCUGAUGUUAUGUUAAAUGUACUCAUUUUAUCUGUACUGACACUUUCUAGAUUAUUGACUAAUUUGGUAGAGUUUAGAAAAUGCACACGCGUCACAUGCUUCAUUCACUUUUCAGUUGUCACUUCAAAGCAAACCUUUUGUUACGAGUAUGUGACACCAGCUAUAGUCGGCCAAAACUUAAGAUUUAAAUCACUCCGCCUUUGCUUAUGAUGGACUAGCAGGCCAAGAGACUUUUCAACUAACACAAUGUAAGAAUGUCAAAGGACAGUGAGGAAGAGUCGUAAUGUGACACAUUUCACUUUAUACAUUUAGGCAGUGAGUAUUCAUUUGUAGUUUGUUUCAAAUACAGCCACGACAUAAAAUCAAAUGAUUUCCCUUAAAUGUUACGCGUGACAGAUUUUGCAGAACUGCUGGGAAAGGAAGCAUUGUUACUUUGUGAAGAGGGAUAUGAUCUUUGUCUUUGAUGUACUGGCUAUCAGCUAGCCGAUUGUGAAUUUCAGAGUAAAGAAAACUACACCGGCAGUUGAAGCUGAACGCUUUGCUUGAAGUUAGGAAACAUUUCACUCCAUUGCUCAAAAUUGCUCAGAUGACAAAAAGAACUAAUCAAGGUGAAAUCCAUCAUGCUUUUAAUUUAAAGUGAACAUAAAGGGUGAACAGCAGCCAUAUGUGAGCCUGUGUCCAUUUAAGUUUUUUUUUUUUUUUUUUUUUUUUUUCCUUUGACUGCAGGAAAGGCAGGAGGAACUUAAAAUCAAACUAUAACUGAAUUGUUUAAUUUUCUGUUCGUACAUCAGUCAAACUUGGUUUUGGAAACUGAAAAAUACAAUAUAAACCUGUAACUGAUUUAUUUGUUUCCUUUUGUGAACGACAUCCUACACAGUUUGUGUGUGUUCCAUUGAGGAAAAACUGUUUGGGCUUUUAGUAUGUUCUCAUGUGAGGAGUCCGUAUUCUGCAGCCGGAGGCGACGAGGGUGAAUUUUCAGCGAUGAUAUGAAGAGUAUUGCUCAAGACACUGCUGUAAAUAUGCUUGUAUCACUGGCGAGUCUCGAGGUGUCAUGGUAAUUAUUGUUAAUAAUCUGUGAUUUCUUUACCUGAGCAAAACAAGUCGUCUCGGAAGGAACGACAGAGGCCCUUUGCUUUAACGUUUUUAACUCCUACUGGUGUGAAGACAGAUGUUUCUAUGAUUUGGUAAAAAUACAAAAGACAUUGACAUUAAAAGUCUUCAAUAUUUCAGCCAUAGGAAAUGGUUUUUAAUAAACUAUUUUUGUACCAA